Ctenocephalides felis (cat flea) is the source of this 1916-nucleotide messenger RNA. RefSeq lists its product as uncharacterized. Gene Ontology annotation, molecular function: protein binding. Lineage: Eukaryota; Metazoa; Arthropoda; Insecta; Siphonaptera; Pulicidae. The transcript has 4 exons. The coding region runs from base 159 to 1916 and encodes 585 amino acids. Gene Ontology annotation, biological process: regulation of transcription by RNA polymerase II. The record is from RefSeq and is a predicted model, not a curated record. Gene Ontology annotation, cellular component: nucleus.
UAAUUAUAUUCAUUAUAGGACUGUUGUAACAAAUUUCAACUAUUUAAUACUAAAAACAGUUUAUGUUUAUUAUUCUUGUGGACGCAAUCGAAAAAUGAUACCAUGGAAACCGCACGUUAAAAAAAAAUCUUGCGUUUUCAACUCAUUAUACUAAGAUAAUGCAUUCGCUAAAGUGCGAAUACAAUACAGCACCACAUAUAGGAUCAAAAGCUGAUCUACAAAACCAUUCUCAGCCCUGCAUUAAUAUCAAUUCAAGUUACUAUGGUGAUGAUGUUAAAUUUGAAAUAAUUGGCACCCUUGUUCGCGAAACUCUACUAAAAGGACAAGAAAUAAAGCGAUAUAUUAACAAUUCUGCAUAUGAAUUUUCCAGAAGCGCAUGUGAUCUAGAGACUGCAAAUAAUAGGAAGGACCCAGAAAAAUCUUUUAAGAAUCAAGCAAAUGAAACAUUUCACGUGGACAAAUCUGUUCCAGAGAAAAUGUUUUUCGAUAAUGAAACAUAUAUAAAGUCUAGUACCCCAGUAGACAUGAGUAUGCCUAAUGAUACUUAUACAAUUAAUUCAAAUACUCAAACACCACCGCAACAAUAUUGUUUGCGGUGGAAUAAUUUUCAUACAAAUUUAACUAGAACUUUUAGUGAAUUGUUUGUUACGCAAAGUUUUGUUGAUGUCACCCUCACUUGUUCUAAAUCAAAAAGUUUAAAAGCCCAUAAACUUGUCCUGUCUGCAAGUAGUCCCUAUUUUUAUGAAUUAUUUCUUAAAAACAAUUGUGAACAUGUUCUUAUUAUUAUAAACGAUGUAGAAUUUAAUGAAUUAACCAAAAUUAUUGAAUUUAUGUAUAAAGGUGAAAUAAAUAUAGUGCAAGAAGAAAUUGAACCUUUAUUAAAGGUAGCGCAAUUACUAAAAGUUAGGGGCUUGGCGGAUUUAGGACAUGAUGAUAGAUGUUUUGAUAGCCGCCAAAAAAAUAUAGAAAAUUUGAAGGAAUUUAACACUAAAAAAUUCUUGGGUGCAAUAUCACAAAGUGAUGAAAUUACAUGUCGUUGGUUGAAAAGUAACGAUCUGUUGGAACACCUAAAAAUAAAAGACAGUGUAGCCAUUUCUGAUAAUGAAAGCGAUAGUGAUCAGACUGAGGAACUUAUUCGAAAAAAGAAGUUUUUAAUCGAGAAUCAAUUAGACGGUAACAGUUUAGGAAAAAGACGCUCUGAUUAUAGUGAAAUAAGUAUAGAAAGUAAUAUUCCAAUUAAACAAAGAAAAAGAAAUUACGACUUGAAUUUUGAUAAAAUGAAUGUGAUAGAAAUGCCAGAUAAAUUUGUUGAAACGAAUAGUGAGAAGAUGUGUGGUAAAUUAGGUAUAGAUUCGGAUUUAUUUGUUAAUGAUAAGUUUUUAAAUUGUGUAAACCCACCACCUACAAUAAGAGCCUUACUAAAUAGCUCACCAUCGGCCAUAAUGGAUGGUUCAAUAGCAACAUUAAGUGAAAGUGCAAAAUUUGAGGCGGAAAAAAUAGUUGGAGCAUCUAUAGGAAACGACAGCAUUGUCGAAAAGUUAGAUGAUCUGGAAAUAAAACCUGGCAUAGCAGAAAUGAUUAGAGAAGAAGAAAGGUAUUCUUCACAAGCCCUAAAGGCAGGAUUUAAAGAAGGAUGUCAAUUCUCCAACAAAUACCAUCGACUUCAAUAUCCCCAAAUACGAGCUAUGUUGUCUAAAGCUUUUGACCAUUAUAUGAAACAGGAAUGUUUCUACACCUAUUCUGGAAAGUACUCUGUAUUUUGCUUCCAUAUUAGUCGGAACAGAACCCGUUUGGAUGGAAUGUUUGAUCAAAAACCGUCUCCAACAUUAUUUGCUUCAGUUAAUGAUGGUGUUGCUGAAUUGUGUUUUAAAUCUUUGUCUCUUGUGUUGUUGCAUUUAAUUGAAUGUGAAGAAUAA